This is a messenger RNA of Sitophilus oryzae (rice weevil), 2892 nucleotides long. RefSeq lists its product as uncharacterized. Bases 276 to 2618 code for a protein of 780 amino acids. The record is from RefSeq and is a predicted model, not a curated record. NCBI's taxonomy places the organism in Eukaryota, Metazoa, Arthropoda, Insecta, Coleoptera, Curculionidae. Gene Ontology annotation, biological process: peptidyl-glutamate ADP-deribosylation. The transcript is spliced from 9 exons.
AAUCAUAAACAACUUAACCUAAAAAAUUGAAUUUUUAUUUUCAAAUCCUUUUUAAAUCUGAUUAGGAUUUUGUAUUAAAUUUAUUUUUACACCACUGGUUUCACUGUGUUGCUGAUUGACAUAGGAAAUAGGAACAGAUAAGAACAUAGAAACUUUUUAUUUUAAUAAUUAAAUCAGCUUGACUGUCCAAGUCAUCGUGGCGAUCGUCUCGUCGUGGGGUUCCCAGAAGUUCACAGUCUUUGUAUUAAUUCAUAAGCUUCAUAAUCUAGUUUAAAAUGGGGAGAAAGAAUAAAUCAAAGAGAAAUGCUGAAAAAGCUCUAAAAGCUAAGUCUGAAGAAAGCCAAGCCCAAGCUUUGGAAAAGGUUGCAGAUAUCGCAAUAAAAGAGCCAGAUACUAAAGAAGAAGUUCAGGAUACUGAUGGAUCAUCGUUAAAUAUAUCUAGCAGCAAUCCUGAUGAAAGUACUGAAAGUUUAGUAACCGUCGAUCCUACUGAUUCCGUGGCAACAGACGCACAUGAAACACCUCCCAAAUUCAGUUUCAUAGGGGCAUCACCAAAUACAGUACUUGCAAAAUCUCAAUUAAAUCCAUUAGCAAAAUCAUUUACCAUUAUUGGUAAUGCUGGUUGCAGUGAAACCAGUAAUAACAUUUUGCAAUCAGUUCCUGAAGUGACUAAACAUGAAGUAAAUAUUGAAUUAAAGAUUGAUGUAAAGAUUCAAGGUGGCCAUGUUCAAAAUAGUAGUGAAAAUUGCAGUUAUCAGACAGCUGAUUCUGAUAACUCAUUAGUGUCAGGUGAAGAGUCACCAAUAUUAACUAAAAAUUCAACAGUUAAAGGUGUACAAGAUAGGUUUCCUCACAAUAAGAGCCAGGGAAAAUUUAAUCAGACUAGAUCUAAGGAACAAUAUCCAGAAAAUUUUAAUAGGAACCAGAAUACAGUGCCAAGGAAACCGAAUUACUAUGGACCUCCAACCAAAAGCGCACUAAGUACUGAUAAAGGAAAUCUUCAGGAAAAAAAUGUGUUUGAACGAAACAAUCCUAUUUUGUCAAACGAACCUACAAGUAUAACUAGUAAUAAUUUUCAAGAACCAGAGAGCACAUCUAGAAAAAAUGAUUCAACAAAUAGAAAAACAUCAACAUUUGAAAGGAAGGGAUGGCAAACUUCAAAGAAUAGGAAAAAUGAAAAAUCUGGUUCAAAAAAUUGGUCAGGCUCAUCUACAAAAGAGUCGGGAAGCAGAGAUCAAAGUGAUUCUUCUAGGAAUCGAGAUAACUCGAGCAGUAUUAAUUAUACUGCAGAGACAGAUGAUUCUAAAAAUUUUACAGAUUCGUCCGUAAAAGAAUCGUGGGAUCAGGAAAGUGAUCCUUCUCUGGAUAGCUGGAAUAAUAAUAAUAAUACUAGGAAACCAAGUAGGCCAUACAAUGAAAAAAAACUUGGGGAUCCGAGGAUGGAAAGGGAAAAUACACAUAAGAGUUUUCCUGAGUCUUCUGAUAAAAAUGCUAAAGGAAAAAUGACUAGACAUUUUGAUGAAUAUACGAAUUGGAGGGGUCCUGAUCCAUCUUUUAAAGGAAAUGAAGGGAAGAAUACUAGACAUUCAUUUAACCAUAGCUUAGAAUAUGAUAAAGAUAGAGAAUUCGAUAAAGAUUACGAUCAUUGGGAAAAAAAUUGGAAAAAAGUAACUGAAUUUAAAGUUGUUAACGAGAUUGAUGGUGACUUAUUUCAACAGCCUAAAGAUUUUUCGCUGGCUCAUUGUGUUGCUGAAGAUCUUAGAAUGGGCAGUGGUAUUGCAGUUGAAUUUAAGCAACAAUUCAAAAAAGUCGAUGACCUGAUGCAACAGAGGCCUAAACAGGGUGGUCUAGCAGUUCUAGAAGAUUCAAAGAACCAAAGAUUUGUCUAUUAUUUAGUGACAAAAAGGGAGUCAAACCUUAAACCUACCUAUUACACUUUGUGGAAAUCAUUGUGCAAAAUGAGAGAUCACAUAAAGGAACAUGAGGUUAAAAAAUUGGCUAUACCUAGGAUAGGUUGUGGGCUAGACCGUUUAGAAUGGGAUAGGGUUAAAGCAAUGCUGGAAUUAUUGUUUAAAGAUGUGGAAGAAUUUCAAAUCCAAGUGUGUAACUUCCAGCAACUGGAAGACACACCCCCUCCCAAGAAGUACUAUCCAUGCAAACUUGUUCCUUACGCCGAACACAUCUCGAAAAUUGACGAAGGUACUGCCAUAUUUUAUUUCACCACCGAACAAGGCGAUAGGGACGACACCUUGUUGGCAUUGUCAAAAAAAUUUGACACACUGAUGCCUAGUUUUAACGCCAAAAGAGUAAAGAGUGUGGGUGAUUUCAUUUUCUAUGAAGAAAAAGUGAAGAACUAUCUGUUUUGCGGGUGUGUAGUGCGCAAGACUACCAAAGAUUUGUUCGAUUUCAAGGGGUUUUCAAAGUGUCUUUUCGAGUUUUCGAAGAUAAACAGGAAGUAUGGCAACAACGCUUUCUAUUACGUGGCAUUUCAAAAACUGGACUGGGAAGAAUACAGGGAUAAUUUGAUUAAUGAAAAGCUGAUUACGUUGUUUACAAAUAUGUUGCGUGACGUUGAAAUUUAUUAUUGUUCAGGCUUUCUUGAAACUGAGUCUGCUUAGGACUUUAAUUUACUUUUUAUAUAUACUUGUAUUUCAUUUCUAUUUAAUUUUUGGUUUAUUUUUUAUUUUUUUUCCUAUUGACCUUUAGAAAGAUUUAAGAUAUUAUGUAUAUUAAAAUAGUUUUGUUCUUCUUUAUGUAUGUUCUUUAAAUGUACUUUUAUUUUAAUAGCAAAAAAUGUUUUAAAAACAAUAAUUAUUUCGAAUGUAUAGAUACCGAUACAGAAAUGUAUACUUUAUUAUACUGUUUUGUUGAUAAAUAAAUAUUUUAUAAGUA